Molecule: messenger RNA, 3985 nt
Organism: Aedes albopictus (Asian tiger mosquito)
Lineage: Eukaryota; Metazoa; Arthropoda; Insecta; Diptera; Culicidae
Gene: Br140
Product: bromodomain-containing protein homolog
Exons: 5
Coding region: 140-3733 (1197 amino acids)
Biological process (GO): regulation of transcription by RNA polymerase II
Cellular component (GO): MOZ/MORF histone acetyltransferase complex
Molecular function (GO): protein binding
Source: RefSeq, a predicted model, not a curated record
AAGUUUGACAGCUCCGUCAAACUCCGCGCGUUUCGCAUUCCGAAAAAGCGGAGCCCAGCAAAAGUGUAAACACAAACAGUGAACUUUGUCCGGAAAGUGGAAGCGCUCUGUUGCUUCCCCAGUUCAAAUCCCCGUGAAAAUGGGACUCGAUUUCGAAGUGCAGGACUAUAUCAAAACGCUGAAUAAAAACAGUCCCCCGUUUCGGUGCCCCAAGUGUGACAACAAAAAGUAUAAAUCCGUGAUCGGGUUGCAGUACCAUUUGAACAACUAUGACCACGACAAUCCGUCCCCGUCUAGCGCGGCGCCGGUUCCAGUGGCCACUAAGCAACCAGAACCAGUAGCGGGACCGUCGACAGAAGUGGAAAAAAUACCCACCGCUCCAGAAAAACCUGAAACAGUGAGUGCAUCGGCAGGUGCAGAUGAAGCUGUCAAAGGGGAAGAUGUCGAAAUGAAAGAGCCGACGGCAAAAAGCAGUGAAAAAGCGGAAAAGGCUCCAUCGAGUGCGAAAUCUCCCGGGAAAGGUGCCGUGGCCAAAGAAACGCCGAUUCGACCACCGAACAACAACAAACAGAGGAGUCAGAAGAAAAAAGUGGGGGUAACACCGAAAAAUAAGGCCUCUGCAGCACCGGCCAGGGAGUCCCUGGCCUACAUUGAGUCGGAAGGGCUGAUCAAGAUCGAGUUCGGCGGAAAGAACAUCAACCUGUCGGUAGACGAAGAAUUUGAGCUGAUCAGCUUGGACGAGCAGAAGAAAAAGUGGGAAAAUCCGGAUGUGGAGCUUUUUGCCGUGCCGCCUCCGACGGAACCGGAAGUGAAGCUCCCGGAAGGAAAAUUCAAGGAAAUCGAAGAGUACACCAUUCAUGAUGCCCCGGCUCGUCCGAAUGCUUACAUCCGGUUCAUCGAGAAGAGCACCGAAGAGCUGGAUGGCGAGGUGGAAUACGACGUGGACGAAGAGGACACCACCUGGUUGGCCAUAAUGAACGAACGCCGAGCACAGCAAAACCUGUGCCCAGUGCCGGUGGAUUCGUUGGAAUUGCUGAUGGACCGCCUGGAGAAGGAAUCGUACUUCCAAGCGGCGGUAACCGGUCAAAACGGUGCCCCCGUGGAUGACGAUGCGGUGUGCUGUAUUUGCAUGGAUGGCGAGUGCCAGAAUACGAAUGUUAUCUUGUUUUGCGACAUGUGUAAUUUGGCGGUUCAUCAAGAUUGCUACGGAGUUCCGUACAUUCCGGAGGGACAGUGGCUUUGUAGGCGAUGCCUGCAGAGCCCCAGUCGAUCGGUGGAUUGUGUUCUUUGUCCGAAUACGGGAGGAGCUUUCAAGCAGACGGACAGCAAUCAGUGGGCUCACGUUGUUUGUGCCCUCUGGAUACCGGAGGUCCGAUUUGCUAAUACCGUUUUCUUGGAACCGAUUGAUUCAAUUGAAACCAUUCCUCCGGCUCGUUGGCGACUUGUGUGCUACAUUUGCAAGCAGAAAGGUAUCGGAGCUUGUAUCCAGUGUAAUCGAAGUUCGUGUUACGCUGCGUUCCAUGUAACCUGCGCACAGCAGGCCGGUUUAUGCAUGAGAAUGGAUCAAGUACGUGGGAACGACACUCAUCCGAUUGUAGUGCAGAAGACUGCCUACUGCGAUGCCCAUACACCGAUCAACGCGCUUGGAUCGCCAGGAGGAUCUGGAGGAGAAGCCGAUCCACGAGAAGCAUGCCGUGAAAAGAUGAAGAAAGCCCGGAAGAUGUUGGCCAUUAAACGAACUUCGGCUCCGGUGAUCUUGAUCCCGACCAUUCCGGCGAAUCGAGUGGAAGAGAUUGCAUCGCUGGUCAACAUUGCCAAGAAGCAACAGUUCAUUCAACGUCUGAUAGCUUACUGGACUCUGAAGCGUCAGCAUAGAAAUGGAGUUCCUUUGCUUCGGCGCCUUCAGAGUCAGGGACAAACACAGGGAGCUCCAGGACGUGAUAAAAACGAUGGUUCGCCUGACGCCCGGGAACUUUAUCAACAGCUUAAGUACUGGCAAUGUCUCCGGCAGGACUUGGAGCGGGCCAGGCUUCUCUGCGAACUAGUUCGAAAGCGUGAAAAACUUAAACUGAUUAUGAUAAAAACCAACGAACAAUGCGUGAUGGCUCAGCUGAAUCCCAUCGAAACUGUUCUCCACCGGAUUCUCGAUCAGUUGGAAGCAAAGGACAUCCAGGAAAUUUUCCGGGAACCCGUCGAUACUGAGGAAGUCGCCGAUUAUCUUAAAAUUAUCACCCACCCGAUGGACCUGGGAACAAUGAGACAAAAGCUCAAAUCCGGUUUCUACACCAGCAUUGAAGACCUGGAAUCGGACUUCAUGCUGAUGGUCACCAACUGUUUGACCUACAACAACAAGGACACCAUGUUCUACCGGGCGGGAGUUAAAAUGCGGGACGCCGGAACGAUCAUCUUCCGAACGAUCCGCAAGGAACUGGAACGUGCCGGCCUGCUAGAGAAACCACAACCUCAGCAAGUGGCGGCCAUCCAAGGAACGGAAGACUCCCUGGCCAUCGACAUCGAAGCCGAGUUGAAUCUGCUGGCCCAGGAGCCACCCAGCCAGGAGUUAAUCGAAAAACUCCAGCAGCAAUUGACCAAGGCCGGCGGAAUCAAGCACGGUAUGACGCGAGCCAAGAAGGUCAAGCACAUUCGGGCGGAGAUUGCCAAGAUCAAGCGAGCUCUCCCGAAGGAACCGGAAAAACCUGCGAAACCGGAAAAACUGCCUGUUGAGAAGCCAGCGCCCGAGCAACCAACGCCAAAAAAGGCGACAGCAGUCGAAACGGUCACUUCGAAAGCACUCAAAGUACAGCAGACGCCACCUGCGAGUCCGUUGAAGAUCCUGAAUAACAGUCCAUCGCCAUCGGGAGUUAAUAGAAGAACGGCAGUGCUGUUUACGCGCAAAGCCCAGGCCGCCCUCAAGAAGCCGGAAACGCCAUCUAAGGAGGAAGCGGCCAUCGCCGCCACCACGGAGCUCCUACAGAAAACGGCCAAAAAAGCAACCCGUGGCAAGCGGGGUGCUUCGAACAAGAGCAAACAGGCUGGCGCUAUUGGCGGCUCGGAUGGAGGCUUCCUGAACCUGCCGGGGCCGUCCGGAAGCGGAGGCCGAAAGUCGUUGGAGUCGUCGGAAAAGAAGUCUUUCGAAUCCGAUAGUUUCCGUGUGUACCGGGGCGGUCAGGAUCGGGAGAUUUCCGACUCGGACGAUAGCAAUCUCAGCUUCACCGGCAGUACCUGCAGUAGCUGUAGCGGGUUCAGCGGCAGCGGAACGGAGUCGGAGUUCGGAAGCUCCAGCGAUAACGAAUCGUUCUGCGACUCGGAGAUGUCCACCAGCGAAGAGGCGGAAGCCUUCCCAGAGAAACCUUUACUGGAACCGCUCAAGCUGGUGUGGGCCAAGUGUCGAGGCUAUCCGUGGUACCCUGCCCUAAUAAUCGAUCCGGACAUUCCGAGUGGGUUUGUUCAUAAUGGGGUCCCACUGCCGGCUCCUCCAGCGGAUGUUCUAGCCCUGAAAGCCAACUACGAAGAGCAGGUGUUUUUGGUUCUGUUCUUCGACGUCAAGCGAACCUGGCAGUGGCUUCCGGCGAACAAGCUGGAAUUGCUCGGCGUGAACAAAGAACUGGACCAGAGCAAGCUGGUAGAGUCGAGGAAACCCACCGAACGGAAAGCGGUCAACAAGGCUUACCAAGAAGCGCUGCACUAUCACAGCCAGGUGUCGAGUGCCGAUGGGCCAGCUGGAAAGCUUUAGGUUAGGAAGAAUGCACAUUCACCGAUAUGUUUUGUUAAUGUUUUUUGUGCUAUUGAAGUAAAACAAAAUUGUUGGUCCCGGAGUGAUCGGUAAUGAAAAAUGCUACGUUAUACAAAUUUGCUGCUGCAUACGCGUUUUAGAUGUAGGACUAGAGGCACCUAGGUUUAAGCUUUUUCGUGUACUAUUUAUCGUGUAGAAUUGACUGUUUUAUCGGACCGAGAUGAUACAAAUAAAGUAUCGUUCAAAAAAGGA